UUCAAGUCGACAACAACACCCCGGAAAAUUGAUUUUUCGCUCAAGCCAAAAGCAACAAUUACAGCAGUGUAACAAUUAGAAUUUCUCGGAAAAUACGAGCACAACGACUAUUUCAGACAAAGAAAAUCAACCAUGUCGGCUUCGCAGGUUGACCAGAAACGCGCUCUCAACAAGUUGAAGCACGACCUAGAGCCCUUCCGCACGGCCAUUGUUGGGGCCUAUGGGGUGCUCACCUGGGAAAAGCAGUACUACGCCGGGGUGGUCUUCGGCAGCAUCAGUGUCCUGUACUUGACACUCUGGUAUUUGGACCUAUCGCUGAUCACCCUGGUCUCACUGCUGGGCCUGAUGACCAUCCUCAUGGACUACGUGUUCCCCACCGUGUCACGCCUCGUGUUCGGCAACAUCAACUGGGAUGGCGACCAAGAGGCCAAGUUCGAAGACGUUUGCAGCCAGGUGUGCUCGAUUAAGGCAAACUUGGCGGUCUGGUACGAUUACCUCUUCAAGGAGCGCAAGUCCACGGUGUUCGUGAUUAUCAUCAGCAUUGGACUUCUAGGUCUCGCCUGGAUUGGCGCCAUCAUUAAUAACUUGCUGCUGAUGUACUUGGCCACCCUGCUCAUUGCCAUGUGGCCGGGGCUGCAGGACAAGGACGUGUUUAAGGCCAUCAUUCAGAAGGCAUCGAAGAUCAUCAACGAGAAGAUCCAGUGCGGCAAGCGGAAGUUGCAGUAGAGGGGAGGAGAGCAUGCCUCCAAGUAAAAAAUCACCAACACUCAUCACAUUUGACCAAAUAUCUAAACAGCCUAAGUCAUAUACUUGCCAUGAUGCACCCAUCGCAUACACAUCACUAAAUAAACUCUUGAGCAUUGCAUUUCAACUAUAUCAUAAAGAAUAAGUGCUGUAGCAUAUAGACAGUAUUCCCCAUUGGUUAGCAACAUACCAAUCCCCGCGUGGGCCUCGCCUCAUCACAUCCCCUACUAUAAGUUUGUAACAUGUAAAGCGAAGGAAUCUCAAUGCAAUGGGCGAACGGAGAGAGAAAAGGAAAGCGCAAAAAAAGACAUCUUUGUGAUUAUUUUGUGAGUUAAUUGAAAUAUAUGAUAAUCCCGUAAGAUACAA
Molecule: messenger RNA, 1110 nt
Organism: Drosophila serrata
Lineage: Eukaryota; Metazoa; Arthropoda; Insecta; Diptera; Drosophilidae
Gene: Arl6IP1
Product: ADP-ribosylation factor-like 6 interacting protein 1
Cellular component (GO): membrane
Source: RefSeq, a predicted model, not a curated record